GGUCGGCCCCGGCAAGAUGGCGGCCCCCUUGGAGCUCAGUUGCUGGGGAGGCGGCUGGGGGCUCCCCUCCGUCCACAGCGAGUCCCUGGUGGUGAUGGCUUAUGCCAAAUUUUCUGGUGCACCCUUGAAAGUCAAUUUCAUAGAUAACACCUGGAGAGGUUCAAGAGGUGAUGUGCCAAUUUUGACAACUGAAGACAACACUGUUUCUCAGCCGGCAAAAAUACUAAACUUUUUAAGAAAACAGAAAUAUAAUGCUGAUUAUGAACUGUCAGCAAAGCAAGGGGCAGAUACACUGGCUUAUAUUGCUCUCCUUGAAGAGAAGCUUCUCCCUGCUGUGCUUCACACAUUCUGGGUUGAGAGUGACAAUUACUUUACUGUAACAAAGCCAUGGUUUGCUUCACGAAUUCCUUUUCCCUUGAGUUUGAUUCUACCUGGAAGGAUGUCCAGAGGGGCAUUGAAUAGAAUUCUCCUGACAAAAGGAGAGCCUCCCCUCUACCGUGUCCAAGAAGUAGAAGCUCAGAUAUACAGAGAUGCCAAGGAGUGCCUAAAUCUUCUGUCAAACAGAUUGGGAACAUCUCAGUUUUUCUUUGGAGAUACGCCUUCUACCUUGGAUGCCUAUGUGUUUGGUUUUCUUGCACCUCUUUACAAAGUACGGUUUCCUAAAGUUCAGUUACAAGAACAUCUGAAACAGCUGUCCAACCUGUGUCGCUUUUGUGAUGAUAUCCUAAACAGUUACUUUAGGCUUAGUCUUGGAGGCAUCUCUCCAGCUGGACAAGAAACAGUAGAUGCAAAUCUGCAGAAACUCACACAACUUGUAAAUAAGGAAUCCAAUUUGAUUGAAAAGAUGGAUGACAAUCUUCGCCAAAGCCCUCAGCUUCCUCCUCGGAAACUGCCAACACUUAAAUUAACUCCAGCUGAAGAAGAAAGUAAUUCCUUACAAAGGCUAUCACCCUGACAGUGGUCAUGCUUUGUGGUUAAAGUCAUGAUUGUUUUGGUAAUCUCUUAUAUCCACUGUGUGAAGGCAAAAGGGAAAUAACAUUUCUAGGUAAAAGGAAGACUAUAAAACAGAAGGAGACUUCUAUGACAUCUAUAUAUAUAUUUUUAAUUAGUAAGCUUGUAUUCUAGCUUGGCAUUGCAUUUUAAAUAAAGGUGAAUGCUUAAUGAACUUUGUGGGUGUGGGGGGGAACACAUUGUACUGUAUAUUAAAAAAAAACCUGCCUUAACCUUGGCAGAUUUUUGCUUUUGGUUCACAUGUUGCUGACCAAAACUACAAUUUUGUUCUGAAUGUGCAUUUUUAAUUUAUUCAAGUUAACUUAUUCAAUUUACUAACUUAAUUACUUCUUUGACUUGUCUGAGUACAUAAUAUGUGGCUCUUUGAGACAUUUUUCUUCAGUUUAGAAAUCCUAUGCCUAUUUUAGGAAGUAUGAAAAAUAUAAAUUACUUCAACAGAAAAGCCUGUAUUUAACUUUAAAAAGCAAUGAGGAAUGUGCUUUUAAACUAUGCUCUCAUAAGUCUAAUCUUCUGAGGGUUUAGUACCACAUAUAUAAAUAUUAAAGGUGGUUAGAUAUAAUCUGAUGAUAUGCACUUCAAUAUAACAUUAGUAUUUGCUGCUAUGUUCAGUGUAGGUUAGCAAGGGCUCUUUGAGUUGCUGGGUGGAUAUGGCAGCUUUAGACCUGCUUAUUUGUAGCACAUCUUUAAUUGUCUCAUUCCUGUAUUGAUUCCAGGAGAUCUAAAUGUGUUGGUCAUUGUUUUAUGUUAGGCUAUGAAAUCUUAAUGAAACUUGCCCAAUUGUUAGACACUACUCAGGAGGAGCCCAAGGCCCAGGUAAUAGAAAUACCCACUGUGCAUCUGGUCUGAGUUGUUCAUUCUUAACUCAGGCCAGUAUUCUUUCAUAAGAAGCAUAUCAUGUAGUCACGAGCUUUCUGACAACCAAUUAUUUUCCAUAUAUUUUAACUAUAGUUGAAGGAUCCAAAGGAAUAAUCAGAAAUAGCAGCUUUUUAAGACUAUUUUCUAUUUAUUGGUUGCUGAACUGUUCCAGGAUUUGCUGUGUGGUAAUUUUACUUAUAAUAGAAAUUUGCUUAUUUUAGUGGUUGAGGUGCUUCUGUUGUCCUAAAACCACUUCUGGGGUUUUUAAAUAUAGGACCAUGUUUUUGAUUAGUGUCUUAAAAGAUUACUAUGGUGCUCAGCAAAUCAUCAAGUCCUGAAGAAACCCAUAUGUUAAGAAAAUGAGCUUUGUUGUCAAGAGACUGGGCUAAUUUGAGUUGAGUGGAGCUCAGCUGUGUUUGACCGACAUCCUCCCAAUUUAUUCUGUCUUUAGGUAGCUAUUUAUACAGAAGUCUUUAAGUCAUUUUAAAUAUUUUUUCUUGAAAGUUUUAACUGAAUGAGAAACAAGAUAGUCUUCACAAUCAUAUUCAUCUGUUUGGAAGCAUUUAGGGAAAGUACCUACCGAUUUUCCCAUUGCUUCUCCAACAGAGGUGUGUGUAUGUUUUGUUCAUCUUCAAAGGGAGGUUAUUAGAUUGGAGCAAUCUGAAAUAUGUAUGAAUAUUUUAUAUUGAAAAUCAUGAGCAUGAAACUUUAUUGUUCUCUAGGAUUGAUGUAUAUUGAAGAAGAGUGGUUUCACACAUUAAUCAGACAUCUGUUUAUGCUUUAGUCAGGGUUAGUCAUUUUCAAUUAUGAUUUAUAUUAAACCUUUCAAAAAGCAUUAGAAGUGGCUUACAAUUGUAAAACACAUGUAAAACAGGACAGUUACAAUUAUUUUUUGAAAAAAAAAUUUGUAGGAAGAAACUAUAUUGGCACUAACAGAUUAUAACAUUGAAUGGUAAAUUUAACUUGAAGUUUCUCUAUGGAUGAAGUCAAAAGGUAAAGCUGGGUUAAAUAAGUUCUUUCAAUAAGAUUACUAAUGUGUAUGUGGAAGAAAAGUGUGUUUAAAUAUUUAUGAGAAUGUAGAAGAUCAUGUUCUUACAGUACACAGACUUCAACCAAGAAGUGUACUGUACUGUUUUAUGUGUUUAAAUUUUAAUCAAAAGUGGUCAUUUUAGUAUAAUAAGUAGUUAUCCUUUUUAGUAGAGGGGAUGACUAUAAAUAUGAUUUGUUUGCCAUUUGGUCAUCCCUGCUUUGAACUGCCUGUGGCCUUAUAUAAUCCAUUAUGCUUCCAGACCAUUACCUUUCCUAACAGGCAAAAUAUGAUUUAGUAAUUAAGAAUUUAUAUGUUGGGUUAUUUAGUUGAGCUAACUUUCUAUAAGCAAACAAGAUGACAGAAAGCUAUAUCUGAGCAUGAAAUACUUUAGGGCCAGCCAAACACAUAGGAAACUUUUGGAACAAUUUUUUAGAAUGGAUAAAGAACCUUCCUGUUCAGGAUAUUUUUGAAUAAAGUUUGAGUUUGCUGGGAAAAAUGGCCUGCAGCCUUAAAUAAAAUACUGUGAACCACUGUAUUUUGGAGGUGAUGGUGGAGGAUAAUGUGAUAAAGGGAAUAUGCUUAUGUUUUUUUUGUUAGUAAUACAUGAUUAGAAAAAUUGGUUAGAUAAUUCCCAGAUGUUGAAGCCACUCCAUCAACAAACUUCACAGUCAUCCAUAACAUGGAUUGCUUAAACAACACCAAAGAAACCGUAAAGGACAUUGAAGAUGAUCAUUUCUCCAAAACUGUUUUUUGAUUUCACAAAGGGUUGGCAUUAACAAAUCAAAUUUCAAUUUAGAUAUGUUUGAAUUAUUUUUGAGUACUAGAGGAUUAGAGAUUUUACAGAAGCAGGCAUUUUUAUUUCCAUUUGUAAUUUCUGUCCAUUUCAUAUUCCUAGGAUACAUUAACAUGAAGAAACAGGAAGGCUUAUUUCAACAGAGCUAAGUUAAAAUUUUUGGAAGUCUAUAAAAUUGGGAAAAAAUAAGAAGAGGCAGAAACUAGUCACAGUGAUGGUAUCUUAGAAAACCAAUUUGUUCAGGUAGCUUCAUGUGAUGAAAUUGAUAUUUGAAUUUGCAAGUUUGUUUUGCACUUCCUUCAAAAAUAUGCAUUGAUUUGUUCUGUUAGAUUUGUGGGGGCAAUUUUUCAUAAGCUAUCAAUAAUCUUAACCCUUUUAAAGUCAAAAUAAAAGUGCUUUAAUAUAAACAGGAAGCUAAGGAUAGGACAUGGGCUAUCUCUGUUCUAUUUUUGCAACAUCUUCUAAGUAUAUAAUUAUUUUAUUUUUUUAAAAGUAAAUUGAUUAUUAUCUACUGUAAUUUAAGAUUCUAUGCUUCAAACAUAGUAUUUGGCUCCAGAUGAAUAAAUACAGAAUAAAUUAAGUAUAAUUUUGAUUUCAUUCUUGGGCUUAAAGAAGAAAACUCAGGUGUAUAACAAAUGUUUCUCAAAAGAUCUACUUUGCCUUACCAAAAGAGAAAAAAUAAUGACCUAAAAUCAAGAAAUCCUUUUCCCUAUGAUGUCAAAAAUUAUGUGAUUUUAUGUUUCUAAUUAUAUAUUUUUUUCUUGUGGUAUCUUUGUUCACAUUUGAGGAUAAAAUAUUUUGAAGUAGUUCUUCAGUCUCUUCACAUGGGAGUUCUUCGUUUUCUAUUUAUUGUCUAGAUACCCAAUGUGAUGAGAAAUGCACUAAGACUACCCUUUUAUGAAGGAGUGACAUGUCUGUGUGCUUUUUGUUUUAAUCUCAAAGAGAGUUAGCAAUUGACUCUUUCUUGGUUUGGUUAUUUUUAUAAUUGAGAUUCUGAGCAGAGCAACAGAGAUAAUUUGGGAUGCGGUAAGAAUUUUUAUUUUUUGCCUUUUUUUAAAAAAAUAUUUUUGGCUAUUGUUAAGCUCUGUGGAAUUUAUAUUUACUUUUUAAUGCUUCCAUAUUUGUAAACAUAUUUUUAGAAACACUUGUCCUUACAUGAAAUCAAAAAUCAGUGAUUCUAAAUAUUCUCAAAGUUUUAAUUAAAGUUUCAUUAGCUCUUCAAAAUGCUAAUUAUCAUAGAGAUGUAAGGAUUUUUUUUUAACUUUUGGUUUUAAGGUUUGCAAAAUAAUUUAGCCUACAAACUAUUGUUUCUAUAUUGGGAUAUAGUGAUUGCUAGGAGACCAGAUUACUAGCUCUGGACUUUAGGAAAAUUGUGAUUGAGGUAGGGGAAUUUAAGAAGAUUUAAAAAUUAUUUUUUUCCAGAAAAUAUACCAUAAAUUACUGGUGAGAAUUAACUUUUUUUUUUCCAGUAUUGAGGACUGAACUAAGAGGCACUCUACCAAUAAGCUACAUCCCCAGUCUUCUAUUAAAUUUUAUUUUGAGAUGGUGUCUCACCAAGCGACAGAGGCUGGCAUUGUACUUGUUAUGCUCCUGCCUCAGCCUCCUAAGUAGCUAGGAUCACAGGGUGUGCUGCCACACCUGAGAAUUAACAUUCUUGAACAAUGGUAUGAUAUAAUAGAAGGAUAGCAUCAAGUUGGAUGUUUGUAAGUAAAAUGGAAGAUGUUGUAAUAGAAGAUUAUCAGAGUGAAAUAAGCUAGUUUCUUUUAAAAAACAAAAGUCAAGAAGAUAGUUUUUCUAUGCCCUCAUUAUUAUUAAUUUGAAAUCAAAAUAUUUUUAAAACACAUAGUUUUAUUGUAUCAGAAAAGUAAUUCCUAAAGGGGCAUUUUGGCAGAAUAUAUUGUUAUAUGAAUAGAGAAUUCUCUAGCUCAACAAGUUUGGAAAAUGUUCUAUUAGACAUAGUUCAGUUCUAUAGGCUUUUCAGAGCUUUUGAUAUGCUAAUUACUUUUUCAAUCUUCCAGAUUUCCAAGUUUUAUUUUAUUACUAAAGACAUAGUCCAAAGGGACUGUACGUGUCUGUGUACAUGUGCUUUUGCACAUGCAUUUCUUAGGAGGAGGUUUGUAGUUUCCAUUAAGCACCUCUAUUUUAUACAUCAUUUCCCUAAUUUAUUUAAAUGUAGAUUUUGUGUUGAAGUAGAUGUUUUGUGGGAUUUGUGUUCUGAGAAAUACACUUAGGAAAAGAGUCUUUUUGAUGUUUUGCUUUCAUUGCAGAAGUUUCUUUCUAUGUUGGAUGCCCCUCCAGUGACGGUGAUAAAAUGGGUCAGAACUUCUUAACUAUGGAAUUGAGAGCAGGGUGACUUUGGGUGUUGAUAGGUUGUGAUUUAGGUACAUGUGGGACCCUGGUCAGUCCAACCCAUUCCCCUAGAGUUGCAGUCAGCUUGGAAUAGCGGUCCAGGGGUCUGAACUGGUGGUUCAGAUAAUUAAUCACUUCGUAGGCAUCCACGAGACAGAAUCAACUUGUAAUGUCAGAACAAUUUUCCAUAUCUUUUCCAGGUGUGCUUUAAAAGUGCCAAAGAAGACAAUGGGCUUUUAUUAUAUAUGUAAGAAAGCAUUCAGUUGCUUCCAUGACAAGGCAAAGGAAGCUUAAUAUUUUCAAGUUUUAUUUUAUAACAGAAAACAUGGCCUAAAUGAGGAUUGUGUGUGCAGCACACUUGCACAUAUUUUCAUUACAUUUCAGCAGAUUCUACUCCUAAAGAGUUAAAACCUCACUGGACUUCAAAUUUGAGGUAGCUAACUAAAUAUGUUUUAUUUCAUUUCAAAGUAUAAAACCAGAUCUCUAAUGAGACAUAAGGCUGGUUUUCUGUUCAUUUGUUGCAAUGUAUACAGCUCAUGUUUUGGAUGUGUUUUUAAAAAAGCUUGCCCUUGGGCUUUGAGUUGUGAUGUGAUGGUGAACAUCUAACCACAUGAAAAGAGGUUGGAUCUUUGUUCUGUUUCUUCAGUUUUCCUCUUGCAAAGUCAGAGAAAUGCCUUUUAGUCAUUUAGUUUACAUAUCCCAGAUCCUUGGAAAUCACAAAAAAUGACUUGCCAGAGUUUGAAUCAGUCCUCAGCACUUCAUGCACUACAGAGAAAUCUGGGCUGGCCGUUUACUCUUUGGACUGUUGCUGCUUCUCCUGCAUUGCUGGAGUCUUUAUCUUGGAGAAGAAGGGGUGUAUUCAAACUUUUACAUUGAAUGCGUAAAGAUGACUUUUAUUCCCCUUUUGACUUAAUUUUUUAUUUUGUAAAAUAGGAGCUAAUGCUUUUCCACAUUUCUGGCCAUUUUGAAGUGGAUAUUUGAGGUGUUUGUAAGUUUAGCUUUUUGGAUGUUUGACAGUAAAGAAGACAUGAGAUAUAUGUUUGCAUUCUUGGGUAACUAAGCUAUCUUUGUAUAGAAAACAUCUAAACAUCUGUUCUAGUGUGCAACUACUAUAGUUUUAUUAUAAGUGAUCUUAAAAUAAACAAUGUUGGCCAUAAUUUCAAUAUUUCUAGCCUUGCUAGUGUGAAUAUAUUUCACUCAGAGACGAUGUAUAAAUACCCAGAAGUGGUAAUGAUGAUCAAUGUUGUAAAGAGUUUAUUCUGAUAAAUGAGAAACUGGAUAUAAUGUCAAAAUAGCUAUUUUCUCAAUAAAAUCUCAAACCACCUGAA
Molecule: messenger RNA, 7366 nt
Organism: Marmota monax (woodchuck)
Lineage: Eukaryota; Metazoa; Chordata; Mammalia; Rodentia; Sciuridae
Gene: Mtx3
Product: metaxin 3
Exons: 9
Coding region: 17-955 (312 amino acids)
Biological process (GO): mitochondrion organization
Cellular component (GO): SAM complex
Source: RefSeq, a predicted model, not a curated record